AUGACAGAUAUCUUUAUGUCCAUAGACUCAAUCCUGGGCAAUAGGGAUGCUUUAAUCCAAUCAAUUGAACAGAAUCUAGAGACACCGCCGCUGACAGCCACGCAUGAUGGCAACAGCUCCACCCAGGAACUUAAUAGGGGCCAACUAAUGAUGAAAGAGGAACAACUAAGUUCACAAUUGCAUGAUUUGAACAAUUUGAAAAUUCUUUCUGGUUUGUUAAUCGAAUUUAAGACUAAUUUUGAAUUACUAGAAUUGGAGAAUUGCUUUUAUUCCCUACAAUCAAUUAGAAAGAGAAUUAAUGGGAACAAUAACUCUUCCUUUUUGAAACAAAGCUUUCAUUUCCAGAGGUCUGUUGCUGUUUAUGUGGAUACAAUGCAUUCUACAUUGAUUGAUAAGAUAUUUGAGAUUAUAACGACUAAAUUUUGGCAAAUUAAUGACACUGGUUCCAUUGCAUUUCAUAAGAAAAUCACUUAUGGUCCUGAAGAUAUAGAUUUGGAAUAUGAAUCUUUUAUAGAUUUUGUGAAACAACAAUAUUUUCCCCAGAAUGUCCUGGAUUCCCAAUUAUGGAUCAUCUCAGACAUGGAUAUCAAUGACUUGCAAGAAAAUGUAAGAGGGAAGUUGCAAACUAUAUUGAAAUCGUAUAUUCAUUUAAAUGUGGUUAUUGAUCGGAUAAAGAAGAGUAUAUUUACAAAAGGCAAAAUGUUUGAUUAUGAGCUAGGAAAGUUAUUAUUUAAGGACGUUUCCAAUAUAACUGAUAACCAAAGCUUGCUUCAAGAGACAAUUGCCAGUUUUACAUCAUUAGUUAGGUUUUUUCAAGAUAUUUUAAUAGAGGAUGAUUGCAUAACAGUCUUGACUAGUCUGGGGAAUGUUAUUUCUAAUGAAUUAACAAAAUUAGUGAAACAAAAUGCAUCCGUCAUUCUAAAUGAUAAUUCUCCAUUGAAGGAUCGAAUUAUUGAAGUAAGCAAAUCAUUAGUAAAAUUAGCUGAUCGGACUAAAAAUCAGUGGCAUUUCAACGAUAGCGAAAUAUUGAAUAUACUGAAUAAUGAGCAAAUCUAUUUUAACCUCAUGUUGGAUAAGAAAUUUAAUGAGGCCUUAGAAUAUAUGAGGGAUACCAUAAAAAAUGAUGGUUCCAUCUCCGAGGUUGAAACUGUUUUUUUGAAAAGAGAUAGCAAACGAAAAUCAGAAAGUGAUUCAAACGCUAACGAGUCUGCCAAGAAAAUAGAGUCACAAAAUAGCUCUAAGAAGGAACCUGAUGAUGACAAUUGGAACUGGGAUGAUAAUGCUGAUGAUGGUGAGGGAGAUGAUGCAUGGGGUGAUGAAAUUGACCUUGAUCUCGACGACCUGGAACAAAAUGAAAAUCAAUCUCAAAAAGAAAAAGAUAAAACGAAUGAAGAUCAUGCUGAAGAUGAUUGGGAUAAUGCAUGGGGCCUUGAUGAUGACAUUACAGACACAGUGCCAACUACAAAUGCCUCCCAUCAGGGCACCAACAUUGAAAUCAACAAGCUACCUCAACUAUUUGAAACGGCAGUAGAGCGCUUGAAUAAAUCCGUUUCAAUAAUGGAUCAAGCUAAAAUAGACCAGCAAUAUUACAAUUAUAAAUUUAAUGUCUUUCAAAGUUCCUUUGUUGCAAUGUGCAGCUGUCAUUUCCAAGAAAAUUGGUGGAUAUUUUAUAAUAACCUAAGAUAUAUCGGACAAAAGAACCCGUCACUGCAAAGAAUUGAAGAGCUAAGUCAAAACUACUUAAGGAAAGAAAUUGCGUUGAACGAGAAGCGUGUCUUUAAGUUAAUUCAACAACAACUGAAUUCAUUAUUGGAAAAUGAAAAUAACGUUUCAUGGCACAUAGUCACUAGGCAGUUGAUACCUUUCAUUCAACAACAUAUAAUCGAUCCCUUAGUUAAAAUUGGUGGCAAGGAAGGCGAAGAUAAUCUAUUGCAAUUAUUAAACUUCAUUUAUUUCACUAGCACUGUUGAUGUUAUUUUAACCUGGAAAGUAAUAUCCGAAAAGAAUUCUGAAAAUUUAAGUGAGUUAUUCACUUUGUUGUUGAAUGAUUCAACUAUUCCACUUCUUUCUAAUUUGCCAAAGUAUAAAGAACUUCGAGAGAAAUUUUCUAUUAUUGGGAAGAUUUUACCCUUGCAUUUAAAAGAAAUAAUGGACUUAUUUUAUGACGGAGAUUUCUAUCUCUUCAGUACUGAAGAGAUUGCUCAAUGGCUGAAGUUAUUGUUUGCUGAUACACCAUUGAGACGAAACGCUAUCGAGGAUAUUUAUGAAAUCAGGAACACAAACAUAGCGGAUUGA
Naumovozyma castellii is the source of this 2295-nucleotide messenger RNA. It is a transcript of the gene DSL1, whose product is annotated as Dsl1p. Lineage: Eukaryota; Fungi; Ascomycota; Saccharomycetes; Saccharomycetales; Saccharomycetaceae. The transcript has a single exon. The record is from RefSeq and is a predicted model, not a curated record. Bases 1 to 2295 code for a protein of 764 amino acids.